Entamoeba invadens IP1 is the source of this 612-nucleotide messenger RNA. Its product is annotated as vacuolar-sorting protein SNF7, putative. NCBI's taxonomy places the organism in Eukaryota, Evosea, Mastigamoebida, Endamoebidae. The coding region runs from base 1 to 612 and encodes 203 amino acids. Gene Ontology annotation, biological process: vesicle budding from membrane; late endosome to vacuole transport via multivesicular body sorting pathway. The record is from RefSeq and is a predicted model, not a curated record. Gene Ontology annotation, cellular component: ESCRT III complex; multivesicular body; cytoplasmic side of plasma membrane. The transcript has a single exon.
AUGUCAUGGUUUAAAAAGAAUUCAACAAAGCAAACAGUCGCAAAAGUUAACGAACGUAUUAAAACCAUCGAGAAAAAAGAGGAGUACGACAGACAAAGAAUGGAAAAAGAACUUGCCCUUGCAAAGGCUUGUAUGAAAAAGGGCGAUAAGACGGGCGCUUCACAACACCUCAAGCUCAAAAAGCUCCACGAAAAGCACAUGAACGAAGACAUUCAACUUCGUUCAAAUCUUGAAGGGCAGAUCCUUGAAAUCGAAGGCGCCAAAGUUAAAAUCGACACCGCUAAAUCCAUGGCUGAGAUGAACAAAACCAUGACAAAGAUCAACAAAGAAAUGGACCCGGCCAAGGUCGAAAAAACAAUGGAGUCGCUCAGAGAGAACAACGAAAAAUCACACGAGGUCGGGGAACUGCUUGGUGAAGAUCUUCAAGAUGUCGACCAAGGGGAAUUGGAGGAUGACCUUGCUGAUUUAGAAGAUGAAGUGAAAGAUGAGCAAGACGAUGAACUUGCCCAACUUGAGGAAGAUCUCCCAAAGGCCAAGACCAAAGUCACAAAAGAAAAGGCCAAGAAAGUCAUGAGCAAAGCAGAAGAAGAUGAAUUGGCAGAGUUGAUGUAA